This is a messenger RNA of Bemisia tabaci, 984 nucleotides long. RefSeq lists its product as uncharacterized. Lineage: Eukaryota; Metazoa; Arthropoda; Insecta; Hemiptera; Aleyrodidae. The record is from RefSeq and is a predicted model, not a curated record.
UAUUGUUUUUAUGAAACCUGAAGUAUUUCUCUGAAAAUUCCACUCAAUUUGGUUUCAAUGUUUUCAUCCCGUGAAAGUGAAUGGUCAGAAUUUGUAAAAUUUAUAGUCUGUCCAAACAAAAAUAUGUGAAAUUUGCUUCCACCAGUUGUAAACGAAAAUUCCGUAUCCAUUGUUCUGUUUUUGUAACUUUUUUCUGUUUGCAUCGUUCCCUCUCAAGUCGAUGAUUCUCUGAUGUCUGGAGAGUUUUUGACACUCAUCUGCGUUUUUGCUGCGGUAGUUCUACGAGAGGGACAGUGCUCUUUGUGUUACGGUGUGAAAGAGCAUUUGGUUCCUAAACGCUCGGCACAUGGUGCAUGGUACUUGCAGUAUGCGACGCCCAUGAAAGAUGGAGCCUCCUUCAAAACGAUGAACCCUUCUUGCGGAAUUUACAAUACAUUCGAUUCGGCGUGCGGCUGUAUUGGAAUUUUCUACACAAAAGGCAAGAAAGAAGAGUACACUGGAACAUCAUUUGGCUACCUGAAAGACGAAAAUUUGAUGUUUAUCAGGAAUUUCACAACUGCCACCGUAGACAUCGACGGUAGAAAAAUCCGGAAAACCAGUGGCACGGCAUUUAGAAGAAUUACAGUGCCGCGGAAUUAUAAGCAGUGCACCGUAGAAUUCCCAGAGCUGAAAGCUGCCGGUGAGGAUGUUCAAAUACGGUACUACGAUCUGGUAGCAUCUGAUGACAACAAAUCUUAUCGAGUAUUGAUAAGUUGCGACGAUGGAUGCUUCGAUUCAAAAGAUAUAAGAAGCGUUUUUGACAGGAACAACCCUAAAAUUUGGAUUUUUCAUCGUAGCCUGAAACCAACGAAUAAACAGUUGGCCGCAGCUUUCCAUUUUAUCCGCAAAUACGGUUUCCGCAAAAACAGACUAAGGAAAGUCUCGCAUACGAAAUGUGUAUAUCCGAGGAUUGCUUCGUAAAUAAAGAAUCGAGAGAAUUCAUUC